Messenger RNA from Pungitius pungitius (ninespine stickleback), 3987 nucleotides. RefSeq names its product ATG7 autophagy related 7 homolog (S. cerevisiae) (gene atg7). Gene Ontology annotation, cellular component: phagophore assembly site; cytoplasm. Gene Ontology annotation, molecular function: Atg8 activating enzyme activity; Atg12 activating enzyme activity. Lineage: Eukaryota; Metazoa; Chordata; Actinopteri; Perciformes; Gasterosteidae. Gene Ontology annotation, biological process: autophagy of mitochondrion; C-terminal protein lipidation; cellular response to nitrogen starvation. The transcript has 19 exons. Bases 989 to 3163 code for a protein of 724 amino acids. The record is from RefSeq and is a predicted model, not a curated record.
CAAACCCUUAUACAUCCAUGUGCAAACCUCAAGCUGGUACAGUUUGACAGAUGAACGUGUGUUUAACGGUGUACCAGAUUUAACAUGGGUUGAAAUACAGCCAUCAGCGUGGAUGAUUUCUCGGAGGAGCAAGUCGUGUUUAAAAGGGCAGUUAAACUUUCCACGCUUCUGAAGAAGAAGAAGCCAUUUGUAUUUUAUACAUACAAAAUCGUUAGCUGCAUAUUACCCAUCCCACACAGUGGGAGCAGUGGGCUGCUAUGGGGGCGCCCGGGGAGCAGUUGAGGGUUGGGUGUGUCUUGCUCAAGGACACUUCGACGUUUAACAUGAGGCAGGCAGGGUUCGAACCACCAACUCUUCGGCUCCCAGCGCACCCUCCCUACUCCAUGCGCCACUGUCGCCCCUCUGCUUCGGCUGUGUAGUCUGCAUUAAAACUGUUAAGGUCCUCAUCGAGUGAGCAAUGAUUGUGAACUUCGACUUACAAAUUAACUUUAAAAGUCCUAAAGGAGACCCUUAAAGUAUUUCUGUGUUUAAAGUUUUGGUACUAAUUAUUCUCCACUAAGCCAUGUUUCAGAAAACAUAAAAUUAACAGUACUUCAGUUUCCGUGUUUCGUUUAGAAAAGCGUUGGAAACAAAUGUAAUUAAACAUAUAUAACAAUUGGAUGUCCUUAUAGUAUCCUCAUCAUUCGAAAUAUACAUUAUUAGAUUGAUUUCUUACUAAUUUAUUCUGUAAUGGUAAUAAAUGACCACAAGUUACCACAAAGCCUAAAUAAAUGCAUCUGCAUAUCUACAGUAUAAAAUAGCCGUGCUAAGGGUUGACUUGUGUUAUUAUACAGUUUGUCAAAUCAAGCUGGCUUUAUCUACUUGGCCCUGACUCAUAACUUUGCUGCAAAAUGCUUUGCAAUAUGUACAACAUGUGACACAAUAUAAGGCUUUGCAACAUAAACACUUUUUGCAGAAGGUCAUUUUGUUUUGCCACAGACGUUUAGAGAUGCAACCAUUCUUGGCAGCGCAUCCUGUAAGUGAAUUUGUGAUGGCAUCUGACAAAAGUGAAGCAGCGUCUUCCCCUCCAGACCUCAAGCUACAGUUCGCUCCCUUCAGCAGUGCCCUGGAAGCAGGCUUCUGGCAUCAGCUCACUCAGAAAAAACUCAAUGACUACAGAUUGGAUGAAAGCCCCAAAUCUAUUAAAGGAUAUUACUACAACGGUGACCCACUAGGUUUGCCAACUCGCCUGACGUUGGAGUUCAGUGCAUUUGAAGUCGAUGGACCGACACCAGCCCGUUGCUGUCCAGCUACUGGAACGCUUUAUAACACCAACACACUUGAUGCCUUUAAGACCACCGAUAAGAAGGCUCUGCUGGAGAAGGAGGCCAAGGAGAUAUGGGAUGCUAUACAGUCUGGAGCUGCAUUAAAGGACCCAUCCAUCCUCUGCAAAUUCAUUCUGCUGACUUUUGCAGAUUUGAAGAAGUACAAUUUCUACUACUGGUUCUGCUUCCCUGCACUGUGUUUCCCAGAGGGAAUAAAGAUUAUCCAACCGCCGUCUGCUCUGGAGAAAGUUUUCUCAGCAAAACAGAUCUCAGCCCUGCAGGAGGCCUAUGACAACCUGUGUAUCAAAAGAGGGACCACUGCUGAGCCUUACUUCAUAAUGAAGUACACAGCUGACACUGUUGGGAUGGCAUCGCUUGAGGACUGGGACACGUUCUUCACUGAUACAAAGAAGGUUACUGUGGGCGUCUAUGAUCCGUGUACUCUUUCCCAACAUCCGGGCUGGCCUCUGAGAAAUCUACUGGUCCUCUUAGCCAGCCAGUGGGGCUCUAAGCUGGACACGGUGGAGGUGCUGUGUUUCAGGGACCGAACGAUGCAGGGAAGCCGCUCCAUACAGCACAGUGUUGUCCUCCAGAUAAAACUUCCCAAGCAUCCACUCGACUCAGCCUGUCCCAAGAGUGUAGGUUGGGAGAAGAACCCUAAAGGGGCAAUGGGACCCAGGAUGGUCAACCUCAGUGAAUGCAUGGACCCUAAAAGACUUGCAGAGUCUUCCGUGGACUUGAAUCUGAAGCUCAUGAGGUGGAGGCUGGUUCCUUCUCUGGACCUUGACAAGGUGGUCUCCACUAAGUGUCUUCUACUGGGAGCUGGCACUCUGGGCUGCAAUGUAGCCAGGACUCUCAUGGGAUGGGGAGUGCGACACAUCACAUUUGUAGACAACGCCAAGAUCUCCUACUCCAAUCCGGUUCGGCAGCCGCUCUACGAGUUUGAGGACUGCCUGGGCGGAGGAAAGUCCAAGGCGAUGGCAGCUGCUGAGCGACUCUCCAAAAUCUUUCCUGGUGUGAAUGCAGAGGGUUUUAAUAUGAGCAUCCCCAUGCCCGGCCAUCCAGUGAACUUCUCCGAGGCCACUCUGUCCCAGGCCCAGAGGGACGUCGAGCAUCUGGAGAAGCUCAUUUCUGAACACGAUGUGGUCUUCUUACUAAUGGACACGAGGGAGAGCCGCUGGCUGCCUACAGUGAUCGCUGCCAGCAAGAGGAAGCUGGCGGUAAACGCCGCUCUGGGCUUCGACACAUUCGUCGUAAUGCGCCACGGCCUGAAGAAGCCCCCCGUCAGUCAGAGUGAGUCGUCUGCGGAAGCAGACUCCUCCGCUUCCUCCUCGUCCGCACCGGCCGGCUCUGCGUCCUCGCUGUUCUCCAACAUCCCGGGACACAAGCUGGGCUGCUACUUCUGCAACGAUGUCGUGGCACCAGGAGAUUCAACCAGGGAUCGGACUCUGGAUCAGCAGUGCACAGUGAGCCGACCAGGCCUGGCCAUGAUCGCUGGAGCCCUGGCUGUGGAGAUGAUGGUGUCCAUCCUGCAGCACACCGAAGGAGGCUACGCAGUGGCAAGCAGCAGCGAGGACAGGAUGAACGAGCCUCCCACCUCUCUGGGUCUAGUGCCACACCAGAUCCGGGGCUUUCUUUCAAGGUUCGAUAAUGUCCUGCCUGCUAGCCUGGCCUUUGACAAGUGCACUGCCUGCUCACCCAUUGUCCUGGAGAACUACGAGAGGGAAGGAUUCAGCUUCCUCUCCCAGGUUUUUAAUUCUUCCCACUCGUUCCUGGAGGACCUGACCGGGCUGACCCUGUUGCACCAGGAGACACAGGCUGCAGAGAUUUGGGAUAUGAGCGAUGACGAGAGCAUCUAAAGGACUGGAGGAACGAACCCACGAGCCGCUCCAACCGGCCCCUUUCUGUCUGCUGGGUUUUCUUUUGGAAACACACACACACACACACACACACACACACACUCUGUGUUUGUUACAGGAGGAAGACGACGAGUGAUUGAACAACUUCAUUUCCCACUUUGUUUCUACGGAGCUGUAUUGUAUGUAUUUAAUGGAUCCGAGUACCUGUUCAUAUCGCUUGUUCCGUUCACUCGGGUUUGAUUCCCACCCGCGGUCUCUCCUUCGACCCACAUUAGCGUGUUCGCAGAGUCCUUUUGGCACGACGUGGGGCGGCGACAUCUGCUCGCUCAUUCAGCUCCGCUGCGGAUGAAUUGGGAAAUUUCAAAAAAAAAAAAAAAAAAACACUGCAGACAACCGUCCAUCUCCCUCUUCUGUUGAUUCCAAAAUACGAAACACGCACGCAGACGUCGCUGCGCAACUGUGGCUGCCAACAUGGGAGCGAUUAAGUGUUACGAGCCCGAGGUCUUUGUGGUGUUUGUGUUGACGCAUGGAUUUGUUUGUUUGUGCACAUUGGAGUUGAUUUUCGUACUUUAGCGUGGGCCAUUUAUCUGAACUAACAUGUAAUAAAAUGUACAUUUUGACAAAUGCUUGGAUGUUUCUGGAAGACUCGUAGGAGCAGUGGGAAAGUGGUGAUCUGAGAUCUGUUAAAUAGAAGAAAAGAAACUUGAAUUAUGGGAAAAAUGCGAUCGAUUCUGACUUCUCAUGUUUUGGUGUCGCUUGUACUCUUCUGUAAGUAUUUAACCAAAGACUGUAAUAAUAAAAUGUCUCUUUGCUAUUUCGGUUUC